This is a messenger RNA of Cyprinus carpio (common carp), 921 nucleotides long. RefSeq lists its product as uncharacterized. The coding region runs from base 313 to 711 and encodes 132 amino acids. The record is from RefSeq and is a predicted model, not a curated record. The transcript is spliced from 3 exons. NCBI's taxonomy places the organism in Eukaryota, Metazoa, Chordata, Actinopteri, Cypriniformes, Cyprinidae.
GUUCAGUAAAAGUUAUUUUUGGCUUUUCAAGAAUGUGUGAUAAGACGAACCAGACACUGACCUUUGACUUGUCAUGAAGACAUCACGAUGCUUAUGAACCUGUUGUUCUGCUGUUUUGGUGGUCACAUGGUCUUGAGCAGUGACACUGCAUGCACCACGCAGACUGCUAGUUACCCUGUUAACUAGGUAAAUAACAUAUCUUUGUUUUUCAGACAACAUGGAGCUGGUGUUUAACUCGGCUGCCAUCCCGGAGUCUGGAACCGCCAAAGUGCGCUCGCGUCCAACCGUCAAACACUUCAUGUCAUCUGAGAAAUGCGCACGGCUAUGCAGUUUCCAACUCCCAUGGUACCGGUUCUUCCACCCUUCAGUGAGCCCAAGAUAAACGGUACAGGAAGUACUACAAACCUCCUAAAUGGAAGGAUGCUUUCUGUUCCUGACCUACUCCAGGGGGAAAUACUUAUACCUCCUCCACCGAGCUCCGCUCCUCCACCCCCUCCAUCAUCUUUAGCCCCACCUCCUCCUUCAUUCAUCCCUCCCCCACCACAGUUCUUUGGUGAAAUGGACCCUUCUUUAGAUUGUGCAAGACUGCAUCCCCCUCCAGUGGCACCCCCAAAAACCACCAUCACUUACCAGUUCCAAUUACAGUGCAGAUUUGGACCUGGCCUCCCUUGCAAAACCUCCUCCAAUGCCUCCUCCAAAACCUCCAUCUGAAACUUCCAGCCUCAGAGGUUCCCUCCAUAGCCUGGAUGUCCAAGAUGUCCCAGAAUGCCCCAAGUUCAACCCACCACCACCUCCUGUUAAAACAUCACCUGUUCUCGAAAAAAGCUCAGAAAGGCAGAACCUCAAAAACCCGUCCGAGUGAACUCCAUACCUAAUCUGGACAUCCAGUCCCAAACUCCUGUGCCACUUGUUGCUUCCAAC